Messenger RNA from Triticum dicoccoides, 1918 nucleotides. RefSeq names its product (6-4)DNA photolyase-like. Gene Ontology annotation, cellular component: nucleus; cytoplasm. Gene Ontology annotation, biological process: entrainment of circadian clock by photoperiod; circadian regulation of gene expression. Bases 30 to 1661 code for a protein of 543 amino acids. The transcript is spliced from 14 exons. Gene Ontology annotation, molecular function: DNA binding; deoxyribodipyrimidine photo-lyase activity; FAD binding. Lineage: Eukaryota; Viridiplantae; Streptophyta; Magnoliopsida; Poales; Poaceae. The record is from RefSeq and is a predicted model, not a curated record.
UUAGGAGCGUCGGAGACUCGCCACCGCUAAUGGACGCUGCAACCGCCGCGACGGCGACCGCGGCGGCGGCGUUGGUCUGGUUCCGGAAGGGCCUGCGCGUGCACGACAACCCGGCGCUCGACGCGGCCCGGCGCAGCGCCGCGCGGGUCUACCCGGUGUUCGUGCUCGACCCGCGGUACCUCCGCUCGGACCCGGCCGCGCCCUCCCAGGGCUCCGCGCGUGCCGGGGUCGCGCGCGUCCGCUUCCUCCUCGAGAGCCUCCGCGACCUGGACGCCCGCCUCCGCCGCCUCGGCUCACGCCUCCUCGUCCUGCGCGCCCGCGACGACGUCUCGGACGCCGUCUGCGCAGCCCUCAAGGACUGGAACAUCGGCAAGCUGUGCUUCGAGUCCGACACCGAGCCGUACGCCCUGGCCCGCGACAAGAGAGUCACGGAUUUUGCUGCUGCGUCGGGGAUCGAGGUGUUCUCGCCUGUCAGCCACACCCUUUUUGACCCAGCAGAAAUCAUAGAGAAGAAUGGGGGCCGGCCACCGUUGACAUACAAAUCUUUUGUGGCUACCGCUGGAGAGCCGCCCAAGCCAGUGAUGGAGGAAUACUCUGAGCUCCCGCCAAUUGGUGAUACGGGAGGAUAUGAGUUGUUGCCUGUGCCCAAACUGGAGGAGCUUGGAUAUGGUGAUGUCAGCCAGGAGUACAUUCCGCCAUUCCGCGGCGGCGAGACAGAAGCUCUGAAGAGGAUGAGAGAGUCACUCCAGGAUAAGGAGUGGGUUGCCAAGUUUGAGAAACCUAAGGGUGACCCUUCUGCCUUCUUGAAACCCGCAACAACGGUCUUGUCACCGUAUCUGAAAUUCGGUUGCCUGUCGGCGAGGUACUUUUACCACUGCAUUCAAGAUGUCUACAGGAGUACCAAAACGCAUACAAAACCACCUGUUUCGUUGGCUGGCCAGUUGCUGUGGAGGGAUUUCUUCUACACAGUGUCUUUUGGCACUCCUAAUUUCGAUCAGAUGGAAGGGAACAAAAUAUGCAAACAGAUCCCAUGGAUAGAGAACGAGGAGCUGUUUGUUGCAUGGAGAGAUGGCCGGACAGGAUAUCCAUGGAUUGAUGCCAUCAUGAUUCAGCUGAGGAAGUGGGGUUGGAUGCAUCAUCUUGCACGCCACUCUGUUGCUUGUUUCCUGACGCGGGGUGAUCUGUACAUCCACUGGGAGCAAGGCCGUGACGUCUUCGAAAGGCUACUGAUAGAUUCGGACUGGGCCAUUAACAAUGGAAAUUGGCUAUGGCUCUCCUGUUCAUCAUUCUUCUACCAGUAUCAUAGAAUCUACUCCCCAAUCUCAUUUGGAAAGAAGUACGAUCCCAAAGGAGACUACAUCAGGCAUUUCAUCCCGGUGCUAAAAGACAUGCCCAAGGAGUACAUCUACGAGCCUUGGACUGCACCCCUUAGCGUGCAGGAGAAAGCCAGGUGCAUCGUCGGCAAGGACUACCCAAAACCAGUGGUUGACCAUGAAGCUGCAAGCAAAGAAUGCAGGAGGAGGAUGGGGGAAGCUUAUGCGUCUAAUCGCCUAGGCGGCAACCCUGUCAAAGGAAAUUCCUCGAAUUCAUCGCGAAGGAAGUUUUCUGAUGGUGGCCAAGAAGAUGUCCCCGACUCAUCCAUGUCCAAGCAACCGAGGUAGAGAAGCUGACCCCAGAGCAGAAAAGUCUUAACAAGAAGUAUCUGACCUCUUUUAGGGAACUGUAGUAUCUGACUUAAUUUAAUGGGUCUUCUCAACUCUUCAAUCCUGAGUCUAACUUCCUGCCUUAAUCCAUCUGAUAGUACGCUGAUGGUAGGACGGAAGGCAAGUAUUGUUGGUUGGCUGGUUGGUUGGUUACUUGUACGGUAGUACCAAAACACAUAUAACAAAAGAAACACGUGAAGCCGGUUCCGAGAUCA